Molecule: messenger RNA, 5273 nt
Organism: Gigantopelta aegis
Lineage: Eukaryota; Metazoa; Mollusca; Gastropoda; Neomphalida; Peltospiridae
Exons: 18
Coding region: 62-2947 (961 amino acids)
Molecular function (GO): zinc ion binding; ubiquitin binding
Source: RefSeq, a predicted model, not a curated record
AUGGCGGCAAGUGAUUUAAAUUGACAAUAACUUUGUGAACGUUGCUCGAAAAUACAGAACAAUGAAUACUCUAAGGCAACAUUUUGGAAAAUCCGAAACAUUUACAGAGUCACAGAAGUGGGUAGUUGGGCAGCUUAUUCCAAUUUUUCCGUGUCACAUCCGAAGUGGUAUUGAAGCCGUUGUGGGAAUGCAGACUGCAGACAUUCAUCCUUUUGAUUCCAGAGUCCUCUUACAACAAUGCAUAGAUUUUAUCCUGGACAACAACACCAUCUUGGAAGCAGCUGUCAAUGAAUACACCGCUACAAGAAUUGAUUUGACUGGGCCGCCACAGCUCAAGUCUGGCGCCAGUAACAGAAAGAUAGAUUACAGGGAUCAGGCAUACGUCAUUGAUUCGGAUGAGGACGAGUAUGAUGAGUUGAGAAUGGUGGGAGCAGUAGCAGAUAUAGAAGCAUUGUGGAAUAAUAACCAGAACCUAUACACCAGUUCCAAAUUCGGCAGCAACCAGAGUGUAGGAACAAAAAAAACACCUCUUGUAAACUUGGUGGACAGCAAGUUUGCGUCUCAUGUCAGUGGGUCUAAAAAUAACUCUUUAACCAGUGCUAUGGCUCAUGAAAUGUUGCAGACAGAUUCCAUGGGGUUGCCAUCGUCUGCAAAACGGAAAUCUUCUGACGUGCCUUCGUUAAAAACGCAGACCACCGACUCUACUGUAUAUUCUGUGCCACCUGCACCGAAUACAACUUCUACAACUGUGAUUCCAAAUUCUUCAUUCCUCAUAUCUAAUGCAUGUCCAACAUUUUCUCAGCUUGUUAAUACAAUGAGUAUGGUGCCACUCCCUAGCAGGAACAUGUUAGAUGGAGGUGGAGCCAUUGGAGCACCCAAUAGUCUUUCAGAACUUGGACAGGUGGGUGGCGUCAGUGUGACAGGGACAGCCAAUCAUAGUUCAACACAAGGACAAAUAGGUGGAGUUAGUAUAGUGGGAACAGCCAGUCAUAGUUCAACACAAGGACAAAUAGGUGGAGUUAGUAUAGUGGGAACAGCCAGUCAUAGUUCAACACAAGGACAAAUAGGUGGAGUUAGUAUAGUGGGAACAGCCAGUCAUAGUUCAACACAGAAACACAAAGGUGGAGUCAAUGUGACAGGAUCACAAACUCCUUUUACAACAGGACUUGUGAAUGGAACUACAGGUGUAUUAACAAGAGGUGCUUCAUCUACGGGAAGUUGUUUAUUAACACCCAGACAUGUGGUUGGAGUCAGUAUGACAGGAUUGGCCAAUAAGAGCUCAAGAUCAGACAAUGUGGGUGUAGCAGGAUCGGCCAGUCAAAGCUCAGUGCUAGCAUGUGUGGGUGGAGCACUUACGUCACCCAGUCUCAGUUCAAGUCUUCCUUUUUCUCCAUCUUUGGCCAUUACUUCUUGUCCAGGCGUCAUAACAAUCAAUGGUGAUGCUGCUGAUGUGAACACAAUGCCGGUGCCACCAAAACAGUCAAUAGCAGAACAGGUGGAAGAGAUGAAGGAUCAAGUGCUUCAGCUUUUCCCAAAUGUGGAACCUACCUAUGUGACCGAUCUGAUUCGAUUAGAUUUUGGUCCUCACUCUGUAAACACAGUCUGCAAUGUACUAUUGGAAUAUGCAGAUUAUCCGAAGGUUCAGAAAACCAACAUUGUUACAGUCCCGAAACAGCAGAUAGUUGUUGAAAAUAAAAUCGACUAUUUCAAAGAGUAUGAUCAGCUCGGGUGUUUCUACUCUGAGGACGAUUGCUCCAGACGCUUACAGAAUGAUUUUCAAAAGGUUUCUGUGAAGGACAUCUCCCGUGUACUGCGGAUGUUCAAUGGUCACUAUGCUCCUGCCUACAAGGCUUUCUUUGAUGCCAUGGAACAGGCAUACAAUGUUCCCGGGAACAAAACUGCAGAUCAGAAGAUCAGACCUGCACCAAAGAGCAUCAAAGUCAGAGCAGAGAGAGCUGGUGGCACGAUAACUGUGAACUUACUAAAGGGCAAGCGAAUAGUAAAACGUAUUCCUCCAGCAGACCCUCACCUGGAGCAGGAAAUUGAUUUCAUCAAGAGAAAACUGGCUGCAGAAAAACAGGAAGCUGAUGAAAAGUAUGCAUGGCAGCUGAACGAGAAUGAGUACGAGGACAGUGGACAGUUGAUCGAGUGUAGCUGCUGUUACGGGGAGAACCCCUUCGAGAGCAUGGUGCAGUGUUAUGACGGCCACCUCUUCUGCAGAGAGUGUCUGCUGAACUAUGCCAAGGAGGCCGUGUAUGGGUCGGGAAAGCUUGGUUUGGCCUGUAUGGCAGCAGAUUGUGAAGCGAGUUUCCCUGUCAGUGAGAUGAAACGCUCUCUGCCCGAGAAUCUGUUAAAGCAGUAUGAAGAAAGGAUUCGCGAGUCCGAUCUCAACUUGGCUGAUCUGGAAGAUCUUGUCAGAUGUCCACACUGUGAUUAUGCUGUAAUCAUGGCCCCCGGAGACAAAGUUUUUAAGUGCCAAACACCCACCUGUAUGAAGGAGACCUGUCGGUACUGCCAGGAGGAGUGGAGCGAUCACAUUGGUAUUCCGUGCAACGAACUCGAAAAGAAAGACGAGUCACACCUGAGAAAACAGUAUGAAGAAAAAAUGACGGAAGCGAAGGUUAGAACGUGUCACAGAUGUAAGAAGAAAUUCAUGAAGGACGAAGGUUGUAACAAAAUGGUGUGCACAUGCAACGCCACCAUGUGCUACAUCUGCAGAAAACCCAACAUUGAUUAUAAUCACUUUUGCGGUCAUGUCCGUGAACCGGGUCACGCCUGUUCUAAGUGUAAAGCCUGUUCUCUGUGGACAAACCCAGAUGAGGAUGAUAACCGAGCAAUCCGAGAAAUUCAAGAAGAGGCCAACGAAAAAAGGAAAGAAAAAGGGUACGAAGAAAACAAGCUGAUAGGAGCACCGGCUGAACCACCUGCUAAGAAGAGGAAAGUCUGACCAACAAAUGGACGACGUAGCCAGCUGUUAACAGUAUUAUUAGUAUUACAAGAGACUUUAGGACAAAGUGAUACCAAAGGAAAGAUAGAUAGCAGACAGUUGUAUUGUUACAGACUUCUUGCCAUUGUUUUAAAGGUUAACUUUAUGAUAAAGUAAAGUUAAAACCAGACCAUGUUGAAGCCAAAUAUCAGGAGAUGACAUUACAUAUGUUUUCAUUUCCAAUAAAGGCUAUUUCAAUUUUAUAAAAAAAAUUGAAAAUCCUGCAUUAAAAUUGCUUUUUGGUUAAAGGAAAAACGACCAAAAGCUAAAACUCUUGAAUAGUGAUAUAAUUGGUUUGGUUUUCUUUUGAAUAGUGAUGCAAUUUGUAUAUUUUCCUCUGAUCUGCUUUAUAAUGUGUGUACUGAAAACAUUAAAAUGAUGUCACAUAUAAGGUAUCCCAUGUUUUCAAAUAGUUUGGAACAUUCAGAACAGUUAUUUUGCAGGGCUUACAUGAAAGCAAAAUUAAGAAUAAAUAAUUUUGCUCCUUACUGCAAAUACACAGUUUACAGAAUUGUUAUUUUAAACCGUACAUGAGCAUAUCACUGUUUAUCGACCACAUUUAAACCAAUAGAAAUGCAGAGUGAACAAAACCUGAAAGCUACAUGUACAAAUACAGCACACUGUUGGAUAUUUUGUAACAUUGUUCCAGGCUUUGUGAAGCCAUAGUGACUGACUGUUGUGUUUCCAUGGAGUGAAGAGUCUCAACAAGGUGAUGACGCCAUAGAUAGUUGCUAGCAAUAUUACAGACUUCAUGAAUUAUAAAAUGUGCCAAACAUUGCUAGCUGUGAGAAGUUUUAUAAAGCUGAUUUAAAAGAAGGUGGGACAGCUGUAUUUAGACUUUGUAAAAUGUGAUUCAAAAUGUGUAGUGGAAAAUCUAAUAAUAUUAUUAGUAAUAGAUGCUGUAUUGGAAACCCCAGACUUUAUAAGCUGUGGUUUGUGAUACGUAGUGAAAAAAGAUUGUGUUGCAGCUGAAUUUAUCAGUUAAGAAUAAGAAAAAAGUCAGAAUAAGCUAGGAUAGAGAACACGGCUAACUGGAGACCAUGAGAUGAGUAGAGACCAAACUGUAAAACAAGAGAAGACAAUACAUAUAGGUGUUAUUAGUAUUAUAGACUAUAAUUGAGAAUCUGUAGUGGGGAAACUAAUGUGUUUCUGUGAAGAGGAACAUCUGAACAGAGUGUGACAAAACAGACUAAUAUUACAGUCUGACUUGAUGAACCAUACCUCAGGAUGUGUCGAGGACAAAUUCUUAUUUGUCUGAACGUUUCUUUAUGAAUAGCAUCUCCAAACAGACAACAUGGUUCCUAGAAAUAAUAUAGACUUCAGGAUGCUUUGAUGACAAACUGUUAUUGCAUCUGAACUUUAGUUUUGAGAAUAAACACUUCAGACAGACAACAUAACAUGGCUAGAUGCUACCAAUAAUAUAGACUUCAGGAUGUGUUUAGGACACACUGUUAUUGCAUUUAACUUUAAAGGGACAUUCCUGAGUUUGCUGCAAUUAUUAAAAAAUGUUAUCAACUAACAGAUACUUUUUUAACGAUUGUAAUUAUAUAUCCAAUAUAUUUUUCUGCAUAAAAUAUUAGUGGCUAGAUGCUAACAAUAAUAUAGAUUUCAAGAUGUGAUUUUGACAAACUCUUGUUGUGUGUAAGAAUAACAGCUCCAAACAGUGGACAUGGUUGGUGCCAACAGUGUUAUAAGAGUUAGACUUCACAAAUCAUACCUGUACGUCAAGGUUACCUUGUACUGUUGACAAACUGGUACGGAGUCUGAACUUUGUGUUAAGAUUAAAGACUCUUAAACAAAGCAAGGACAUGGUUAGUGCUAGAAUAAUUUAACACUUAUACAAACUAUACUGAUGCAAAGAAACAAGGGAAGACAUAAAUAAAUAUUGACUGUAACCAGAACCGUCGUCUUUACUUGUGUUACUGACAUUCAGUGCCACAUGACUGGCUUUCAGUCUCGCAUUUAGGGUUCGUACCAGUCUUUAAAUUCCUGGAAAGUUUGCAUUUGAAAAAAUUAUUUUUAGGUCUUUGAAAGUCUUUUGAAUUAAACGUCUUUAAAUUCUCACCAAUCAUAGCCAAAGCAAUGAUGAUAUCUCUUACAGCUGCAUGUAUUUGAUAUUUUCCAGUUACAAGGUUUAAUCUGUCCUGAUCAUAUUAAAAAAAAAACACAAUUUUUUGCCAUGGACAGCAACGUUAAACAAACUGAUUUGGCAUUUUUAUCGCAUUCUAUUGUCUUUGACCGCUGUGUAAAAGUGUUUGAAAAUGGCAAGUAAAAGUCUUCGAAAGUC